This is a messenger RNA of Penicillium waksmanii, 348 nucleotides long. RefSeq lists its product as uncharacterized. The record is from RefSeq and is a predicted model, not a curated record. The transcript has a single exon. Lineage: Eukaryota; Fungi; Ascomycota; Eurotiomycetes; Eurotiales; Aspergillaceae. The coding region runs from base 1 to 348 and encodes 115 amino acids.
AUGGGUGAAUCGCUUGAGAAUGGUUGUGUCGCAUGUGGGUGGACACUUGACAAAGAAAGACGAUGCCAUUAUACUAGCCACCUCAAACUCUUCUAUGGUGCAUCUACACGGGGUGUAUGGUCUAUCGGAUCAGAUGCAAUACUGAAAGACCGACCCGACGAGGGUCCCAAAGCAAAAAUCGAAGUAAAAACAUUGGCAUAUUUAGCGAGCAAUACCGAUAUUCCCAUCCCGAAAGUUUUACGAGACUGGGUUGAUCGAGAUGGGCGCUACUUCGUUUUGAACGAACGCAUCAGUGGCAAGACGCUCGAGGAGGCAUGGACUUCUCUGUCAGAAACCCAAAAAAAAUAG